Messenger RNA from Cooperia oncophora, 624 nucleotides. The record is from the annotation of a GenBank genome assembly. NCBI's taxonomy places the organism in Eukaryota, Metazoa, Nematoda, Chromadorea, Rhabditida, Trichostrongylidae.
AUGGGUACGGGUGGUGUGAUAUCUGCUGUGUUCAGCGCGAUGAUGGACGUAAUCUGGAGUGGGCAGUACUCAGCAAUUAAACCGCAGAGGUUUUUGCGUUUAUUCGCCAGCCAAGUGAACUCCUGCCUCGCUGAUGGUCACCAACAUGAUGCGUCUGAAUUUCAGUUAUUUCUUCUUGACGCUCUUCAUGAAGAUACCAACCAGGUGACGAAACGAGUGUCUUUUGAGCAAAAUUACAAGGGCGGAGCACAAAUAAUAAAUGAUGCUAAGGAUUACGAAAAGAAAAGUCGCUUGUUUUCGUGUUCGCCGGUGAAUAAAAUUUUCAAUUUGCAAACUGUUUCUGAGCUAUCCUGCACAGCAUGUGGCGAACAGUCUGCUACAUUUGAGGAAUGCAGUUUGAUAACUGUUGAGUUACCGGUACAUGCGUCUCGUACAAGUUUGCAUCAAUGCCUUAGCAGUCAUUUUUCACAAACAACUUUGGAUGGCGAUUGCCGUUGGAACUGCCCCAGGUGUCGAGCCCCAAAACGAGCAUCGCGUCUAACGAAACUCUGGUCACUGCCACCUGUUGUGGUACGCUUUUUUCGAAUGAUUUUUCUUCACAGAAUACACAUGCAUGGAUCAUAA